AUGUACUAGAGUACUCCUGUUCCUGCUCUGAUCAACCAACACAUUUCACCAUUCUGACAGCUCGCCUCUCACAGCUUGACUCGCAGCAUAGCAAAAUCAUGUGCUUUCUCUGAGUCCAAUGGAAACCAUGGGUGGAUCGUUCCAUACCAGGCACCGCAUAGGGCUGCGAUCCACACCGCUACUUGGUCCCUUCGUCAUCUCAUCCAACAGAUCGUUGGACUUCAUUUUCAUAAGAUCUGUUUCAACAUUUCUGUGAAUCUGGAUUGGGUGGGCCGACGCAUGUACGCAAAGGCAACUGCGAGGUUCAAAUGCAGGAACGCCAUGAGUUUUGGAACAUUUCAGAACCAAUAACCAAUGGACGAAAAGCGGCAAAAGGGCGGCGAUCUUGAGGAUAUAAAAGAUGGACGGGUCGGAGGGCCAAGAUUCAGCCAAUCUACGAUCUUUCUUAUUCUCACAACUUUGAGAAUGGGAAAGAUCAAAUUGUCACAACCGGGUUGCCUGGUUUCUCCUGGACCCAAUAGCAUAACAGCGGUGGAGUAGAAGAGUAGAAGAGCCGGGUCGGAAAUACUCCAAGCCAAAUCCUUCUCUAGAUGGGAUCAGAAGAGUUACUACGCAACCUCCUUGUGGACAAAAAGAGUGGCAGGGACUCUUUUUCAUUCUAUUGGCGUAAGUUUAUAUUUAUUUGUAGUAUGAAGAUAUCCCAAAUGUUUUAGAACAGUUAACAUAAUUGUCCUAGGACUUUUGGUUACACAUUUUUGUUGGUGUGACAGCCACAAUAAUGAGGUAGAUUAAAUUGAUACAAAAGGAUUUACUACCACUUUCUUGUCCGCUGGUAGGCAAUUUCACGAAGUUCAUGACCCCCCCAUAGCUAUCAUAUCACCAGACGGCCAAAGCAAACCACCUUCUACUGUAGAAAAACUGUAUGUUUUUUAUAUUUUUGCAAGAAUGUUCCCUUUGCAAUUCGUCUUUUAUCAAAUUGCCGUCUUGGUCGUCCCUUCCAAAUUGGGAAGCCACGACCACGUCGACCACCACACAAAUCGAAGCUUGGGGUUUUCCAUCUUUGCGAAGAAGAUCCUCUCACCAAUCGAACAUUCUCUUAUGUCAUAUGAAAUGCUCCUUCUCGCCAUCUUUGCUCUGUGAAACAUAACUUCGCUCGUCCAGAGUAUUUCCCUAUUGCCAUGGAACGGCGACUUCAUAGCGGAAGACGUGGCAGCGAAAGUCGGCGCAGAGACAAGGAAAAACGCCAUCACCAUGAAAGCCAUAAUCAUCGUCUUCACCAUCGGGGGGAUGGACGCGAUCGAGUUGAGAAGACGGAGAAGCAUAGAAGUCAUGAAGAGAGACCGCCAAUUGGAACUGCGACAGCACCAGCAUUGAGCGAAAGUAAAGACUACGUCCACAGAUGGCUUGCAGCUACCAAUGCUGAAGUUGCGACCAGGCGGGGUGAUUUGCAACCAGAAGAACCAUCUAAUAUUUCUGGUCGGUCAAUUACUUCAAGGUGGUAUAAUUGUUACUGAUGCUCGGUAGAAUCAAAGCGUGAGUCGAAGCUGGCUAGACAAUUUGCGCACCUCGAAAAUCAUCAGAACCCAGCACAUACCAACCGAGCACAGCCCAAGCCCAAGGAGAAGCACAACGUCUCGUCGGAUAGUUCGCUACUGGAGGCUCAAUACACAACGCCCCGAGUGCAACCGGUGAAAUCGGGAAGAGAGAAAAGACUGACAGAGCAGGAACAGUCGCCUCGACCACACAAGAGGUGUCGGACGGCUUCAACCACUUCAAGUUCUAGAAAAAGCUCCGUAGAUGGAGAGCGCCCCAAAGAAACAUUCGAAAGGAGAGCUCGCCACAAGACUCGAGAGGAUCGCUAUGCGCCAAAGGCCAAGGAUCACAAGGCAGAUAAAAAACAGGAAAAGAAACGAACAACCACCAAACGCGCAAAAAAGAAGAAUAACCCAAACCCUAAGAAGAAUGGCGAGGAACUGAUGCGAGACUUCUCAUCAAAGAACAUUGGCCAUGAUCGUCUGACAGUGAGUCUCUCUAUCAAAUCCAUCUCACCAAACACUAAAAGUGCUAGAUUCGUCCACCAUACAGCUUAGGUUUGUUUGGCAAUGGGCGAACAUCUGAUGCUGCCAAAGACAAGGGUAGUAAGUACUAAAACCCGAACUUUAUAUAGAGCUAGCAAUUCAUGUGUCCCAAAAACAGUACCUGACCUUGCAUUUUCGGAUAUGGACUUUCUGCAAAAAUCUGAGCGCCCUCGUCCAAUUAUCGAAAUGGAACACUUGAAAUCGAAAAGUCGAGAAAAAGAGAAACGGAAGUUGCUAAAGUCACGGGAGGAUAUCGAGGAUCUAUCUGCCUUUUUCAACCAAUAUCGGAAACCUCUACAGGAAGUAAAUAACAAUCGAGGUAGUGGCUUUUCAGAAGAAACAUCACAAACACAACUCGAAUCAAAUCAUCCUCCAAUGAAACAAUCCUUGUAUGCCAGACAAAGAGAUCCCUCACCUAUUCGGGGAUCACAACCUCCAAGUCUGGUAUCUGCAGGGAGACUUACGGAUGCUGCCAGUAAGGUCUCCGGCAAAGCAACAACAUAUGUCAGCUGGUCAGAAACUCAAUUUUCGCCUGUGAAAGUUUUGCCUGCUGGGAUUUAUGAUCGACGCCAAGUCAGUCCCAUACCGGAUGCAGUUCAAAAGUCUAUCGAGGAGACUGGAGUUUAUCGAAAUACCGGAAUACAAAUGCGUCCGUAUCCACAAAAUUCUCCUACUCGUUUAUACACCUCGACGAAGGAAAAACAGUCAGAAAAGAGGCAGAAGGGAACGAGAGAUGGACAAAGGAAGCGCGGUCAUGAUGAUGAUGAUGGAGUCAAUGGUUUUCUUCCAAGAGCUGUUAUCACGUCCGUGUCGUCUAGCCACCAGGCGCAGAGUAGUCCCCGACGCCGUGAAAUUCGUCUUCAUAAGCUCCGUCAUGGUCGAAAGCAUGAAAACAUCAUUGAAGCACAAUCAAGGGGUUUGAAUGCCCAUGAUUCAAGUACUUCAGGAAUCUCAAGUAAUCGUCCAACGACAUCAAAGGAAAGUCGAGAAAACCUGGUUUUGAAACAUUACGACCGGGAAUCAGGCUGGCACCAGAAGGGAGACUUUCCAAAUGAUCACCAAGAGCCUUCAAAUUCCCCAUCAGUUUCUGUGAUACCAGAAACACCCCUCUUAGAUCGAGUGCAAAUUGCAAAAAAGGCAAGAGUCAAACGGCCGUCGACUACCUUACCGGUAGUCUCUAUAGCAGCAUCCGAAAAGAAUACGAAGGGUGAGGCUAUCGCUACUGAGAAACAGGGUGUCCGACCUGCUACUAUUGAGCCAGUUACCACAGGAUCUACUUCGCAGAUGCCACAAAGUACCCCAUUGCCGCUUCAUGAUUCGAUGCAUCCAAAUCAGGGGGAGAAAUCUGGGCAAGCAGACCAGAAUCCCACAGGCGAACAACAUGGUACCUCUGAUCCGCGAAAUCCUGGAGGAUCUCACGCGGAUGUUAACGUUCCAAACCAGGGUCCAACUCCCCAAUCUCUAGCAGAAUCUUUGCACCAAUCAAGAGGUUCCAGUUCUACGAUUAAAAUCAACCAUAAUGCCUCUACACUCCGAAUCAACAAUCCCGUUUUACUAGGGGGCUUGCCAUUACGCGGAGGCCUGGCGCAUCAAUUCGAUCCGGCAUCGAGAAUGUUGGACAUGUCAUCAAUGGGAGCUCUAUUCAUUCGGCAAGCGCAACAUAGUGACACUCGUCCUCAACAAUUCUUCCCCGAAUUCAUUCGACCGCAGAUUGGCAACAAUAUGAAUUCUCUUGAGACAGAAUCACCAGUACCUUCCUUGGUUGAUAAUUAUCAACCUAGCCGCGCUGAAUACCAAAGCAGGGGGCCCAUAGGCAUGGAAAUCCAAGGAAAUGGUGUGUAUCCAGAAGGAGAAUCAUACGAUAGUAUGUAUGAUGGUGCCAAUCAGGGACAAAUGUUUGAAAAUGACUUGGAUUACGCUCAAGAGACAUUUCAAAAUAACCUGCAGUACGACACCAGUCAGCUCCAGGGUGUGGGUAGUGACGUGAAAGACGUGAAUAUGGGUUGGUAUGAAGGCGCUCGAUUCCAACAUCGAGAUGAUGAUGGUGCAUAUUAUGACGAUAGGUUUCUUGGGACAGAAGUGCUCCAAGAGGAAACGUUUCCAGAUGAAAAUGAGCAUGGGAAUUUCAUGACAGAUGAGGGUUUCAUCCAGCGCGAUGAUUAUCAGGAUGAGGCAUCUUACUAUCCUGAGAAUGAAUGGAGGCAUCAGCAGUUGUAUUGAGAGGAUAACUUGGAAGUAAUGGCUCGUUUUGGUUUGAUUUGUCCAAGUUUUUCACGCUAUAUUGCCGAGUUGCUACAGUAAGGUGGAUUAGUUUUCUUCAGCUGCGAGUUUCUACAUGUACCGUACUUGAACCUCUCAUUUCCAUUAAAUGAAUCUCGGGUUGUUGACCAUGAAUGAGCAUGAUGCGCA
This is a messenger RNA of Hymenoscyphus albidus, 4487 nucleotides long. The record is from the annotation of a GenBank genome assembly. Lineage: Eukaryota; Fungi; Ascomycota; Leotiomycetes; Helotiales; Helotiaceae.